AUGAAAAAUUACUUUGCUAACCUAUUUUCCAAGCAUUUUAUUUUGAACUUGCUUAAAAAAUAAUAAUAGACUCAAGUCAGACUAAAAUUUUUAUAAAAGGUGAGUAAUAAAUGGCUGGCUGGCAUUGGAACUUGUUUCGGAAUUUUUUAAAAUAAUUUAGUUGCACUUGAAUGCAUUGCAAAGUGGGGAAUCUCCAUUAGAUUUUUCAGUAAAAGCAAACUAAUAAAAAAUCAGUAAUCUAUUGCUUACAAUGUUAGUAAAAUACCAAGAUCAUAUAAUGUUUAACAAACUAGUUGA
Molecule: messenger RNA, 297 nt
Organism: Stylonychia lemnae
Lineage: Eukaryota; Ciliophora; Spirotrichea; Sporadotrichida; Oxytrichidae
Source: the annotation of a GenBank genome assembly